UUUCGUAAACAAUAGUCCAUGGGGAAGAAGGUCUGGGUAAUGGCAUUUGUCUUGGGUUUGCGAGGCAUGUGUUUCUGAGAAUUCCAUUUGUCAGCAAGAGAUUCUUCAGCACUGUAAAUUUAAACAAAUAGAUUGGGGUUUCUGUGUCCAUCAUUCAUUAGAGAUCAGGGCAAUAUCUACAAACCGAAGAAUAAAGUCAUGGAUAACGACAGUUUGAAAGAGAAGGAUGUCUUUGAUGUUCACACUAAAGAAAUCGAUCUGGUUAACCGGGACCGCAAGCAUCUGAACGAUGACGUUGUAAAGGUUGAGUUUGAGGAUGUCAUUGCAGAACCUGACGGCACCCACAGCUUUGAUGGUAUAUGGAAGGCCAGCUUUACCACCUUCACAGUCACCAAAUACUGGUGUUACCGCAUCCUCACAGCUCUGGUCGGCAUCCCCCUGGCCCUCAUCUGGGGUAUAUACUUCGCCAUCCUGUCCUUCAUUCAUAUAUGGGUUGUGGUUCCCUGUGUGAAGAGCUACUUGAUCGAGAUCCAGUGCGUCAGCAGAGUCUACUCCAUCUGCAUUCACACUUUCUUUGACCCACUCUUCGAGGCCAUUGGCAAAGUCUUCAGCAGCGUGAGGAUCUCUUUGAGCAAAGAGGUGUGAGGGACACGAGACCUGAGAGCAGGGGCCCCAAGGCAUUCUGCUGGCUACAAGCUCACAGUUGCUUUCCAGAAACAGGGCGGGGGAGGGGGGGGGGGGG
Messenger RNA from Polyodon spathula (Mississippi paddlefish), 742 nucleotides. Its product is annotated as caveolin-1-like. Gene Ontology annotation, cellular component: Golgi apparatus; cytoplasmic vesicle; perinuclear region of cytoplasm. The transcript has 3 exons. Bases 199 to 645 code for a protein of 148 amino acids. Gene Ontology annotation, biological process: negative regulation of protein tyrosine kinase activity; caveola assembly; negative regulation of endothelial cell proliferation. Gene Ontology annotation, molecular function: transmembrane transporter binding; protein kinase binding; molecular adaptor activity. NCBI's taxonomy places the organism in Eukaryota, Metazoa, Chordata, Actinopteri, Acipenseriformes, Polyodontidae. The record is from RefSeq and is a predicted model, not a curated record.